Molecule: messenger RNA, 302 nt
Organism: Dibothriocephalus latus
Lineage: Eukaryota; Metazoa; Platyhelminthes; Cestoda; Diphyllobothriidea; Diphyllobothriidae
Source: the annotation of a GenBank genome assembly
CACGGAAACCUCUGUUUCUCCAUGGCCACUUUGCAUAUAUCAACUUCGGUCGUUUUGGAUCUCACCUGAAGCCUAUUUACAUCAACCUCCUUCGAGAUCCCCUGGAACGCCUUGCUUCACGUUACUAUUUUCUGCGCUUUGGCGAUGAUUACCGUCCUCACUUAAACCGUUCGCGUAUGAUUAACAAUACCGAACGCUGGCAAACCUUCGACCAGUGCGUACAGAAUAAAGGCAAAGAUUGCAAUCCAAGUCUUUUAUGGUCGCAGUACUCUCCAUUCAAACUAGCAAACCUAGCUCAGUAA